This is a messenger RNA of Blepharisma stoltei, 381 nucleotides long. NCBI's taxonomy places the organism in Eukaryota, Ciliophora, Heterotrichea, Heterotrichida, Blepharismidae. The record is from the annotation of a GenBank genome assembly.
AUGAUAACAGAAAGUGUAAAUGCAGAGGAGACCAAGUCGCAGUUUCAGGACAAUGUACAUGUCCUGCAGGACAAGAGUUUAACGGAUCAAUGUGCUCCGUUUGUGGCCAUUUUUGCAAAGUUUGUACAGCUGAAACUUUGGUUUGUACUGAAUGCAUCGAUAGCUCCAGAAUGCAAUUUGGUUCAUCAGAUAAUAAAAUCUGUGAGUGUAAAGGAUCAAGCCAAACUACAACAGCUAAUGGUUGUAUAUGCGAUGCUGGAAAAUACUUUAAAAACAAUGACUGCGUUUCAUGCGGGUCACUUUGUGCUGCCUGCGCAGAUACCACUGGAAUUUGCAGCUCUUGCUUUGAGGAUACUAUGACAAAAAGUGAUGACAAUUUAA